Spirodela intermedia is the source of this 1943-nucleotide messenger RNA. The record is from the annotation of a GenBank genome assembly. Lineage: Eukaryota; Viridiplantae; Streptophyta; Magnoliopsida; Alismatales; Araceae.
AUGGUAAUUCUGCGCCAACCAACGGCUGCUCUAGAGGAGAACAAAUCGAACCUCACUUCAGCUUCAGGCGAAGUCAGUGCCUCCUCCAACCAGCGGUCCUUCGCCUCUCCAAACCCUAAUCUAUCAAUCAAGAAGAAGAGGAACCCCCCCGGCAACCCGGGUCAGUCCCAGUGAUCUCGUACCACCAUCUCUCUCUCUCUCUCUCUCUAUUCAAUCAGCUCAUGAGAAUUUCCUAUUCUUGCGGUGUUGAUUUGCAGACCCAGAUGCGGAGGUGAUAGCUCUAUCGCCCAAGACCCUUCUUGCCACGAACAGAUUCGUGUGUGAGAUCUGUAACAAAGGGUUCCAGAGGGACCAGAAUCUGCAGCUCCACAGGAGGGGGCAUAACCUGCCAUGGAAGCUGAGGCAGAGGAACAGUAAGGAGGUAAGGAAGAAGGUGUACAUCUGCCCGGAGGUAACCUGCGUUCACCACGAGCCCUCGCGGGCUCUCGGUGACCUCACCGGCAUCAAGAAGCACUUCUCCAGGAAGCAUGGGGAGAAGAAGUGGAAGUGCGACAAGUGCUCCAAGAAGUAUGCCGUUCAGUCCGACUGGAAAGCCCACUCCAAGACUUGCGGCACCAGGGAGUACAGAUGUGACUGUGGAACACUCUUCUCAAGGCGAGCUCGUUUAGUCCUCCUUCCCUUUCUCUUUCUCUCUGAUGACCAGCACUUGCCUGAUCGAGAGUAAGACGUGCGAAAUCCUAGUGCGAAACGAGAUUUUUCUUCCAAUAUUCUACUCCACUAUCUUAUAUUAUUUCAUUCUUCUUUCGAUCUUUCGAUGUGACUGAGGCAUCUUCUUAUCAAGGCAAGCCUGUCUCAGUCCGUCCUAACAGCACAUUUCUCUCUCUCACUCGCUCUCAAUGGAUUGAGGGAGCAUGGGGAUUAAUUUAUUCAUAUGCUAUCCUCUCUUAUCUUGUUUUUUUUUCGUUUUUUUGAUUUUUUAGAGUGUUGUCCUUGUCCGGCACCGGUUGGGAUGGCUCUUUUGUAUUCUUUCUUCCCUUUGUUGUUGUAUUGACUUGCGUUCUCUGGUUUGUUCUUGCAGGAGGGACAGCUUUAUCACUCACAGGGCCUUCUGCGACGUCCUAGCAGAAGAAAGCACGAGAGUCUGCACUGCAGCAAACCCUUUGCCAGACUGCCACCACCCCCUCCUCCUUUCUCCGGCCACAAUUCCCCAUGACCCGACUUCCUCCUCCCGGGGAAACCCCCAGACCCAGUUCCCCUUCUCCGCCAUUGCUAUAGACAGUCAAGCUCUGGAAGACUUCUCUUUGAAAAGAGAACAGCAGCAUCAGCUCAGUCUAAGACCGGAGGUUCCAUCUUGGCUAGCUUACCAGGCCCCACCUGCUCAAGGAUCCUUCAUCAACUUUGACUUCCUCCCUUCCCUCUUCCCAACGUCGUCUCCUCUCCCUCCUCGCACCUUCCACCCUUCUCUUCACAUGUCCGCCACUGCGUUGCUGCAGAAGGCGGCGCAGAUGGGCUCGACCAUUAGCAGCCGGUCCGAUCGGAGCCAGAUGGCGGCUCACACGGGCGGCGGCGAUUCCACGGCGGUUUUCGGGCUCAGCUCGUCGUCGCAUAUAAACAUGGAGGGAUUCCGUCCCGGAAGUCAACCUCCUUCCUCGGUGCAACAUAUGGUGAUGAGUUCCUUCCCUUCGAGCUCCCAUCAAGAAGGGUACUCCCUCACGCAUGGUAACGGAUGGGUGAUCGGUUCCCGUGGAGACGUCGACGACGGAGGCGGCGGCGGCGCCUCCUCCUCCGCUGCCGCCGCUGCCGAUGGGAUGACGAGAGAUUUCUUGGGUCUUAGGGCGCUUUCUCACGGAGAUAUUCUCAGCAUGGCGGCGCGCCUUGGGCCUUGCGUGAGCUCCUCCUCCUACGAGCCGCUGCAACACUGCAAGAAACCUUGGACAGGGUAG